GAAGAAAUUCCCAUGCGAGGAAGAAGAUGAUUGAUCAAUUACAAUGGACCAGCUUGUGUACAAGUAUUGCUUGAGAAAGUUUCAGUUGUAAUCACUGAGAGAUACAUCAGAGGAAUACUCAACACACCUGACGCAAGAUGGGAAGAUCUUUCUACUCAGACGAAGAAGACAAAUUCAGUGUCCCGGGACUACCUACAGUGGCACAUAUUGAGGACGCAGAGGCCAAGGAGAAGGGAAGAGCAACCUCCACCGAAAUCACAAUAAACAAGUUUGGGAACCUCAUAACAUCUUCCCCGGCCCUCGAAGGCUUUGUUUCCAAAGUUCGUAAAAACGUCGAGCACUAUUACGAUGUCGCAAGUGAAAAGUACGAGUUUUACACAGGGACGGCCAAAGCACACUUUAACAUGACUGCAUCAAGACUCUAUGAAUUCAAAGGUGAGGACGAACAAUUACUCCCUAAUGGAUGCUCGGUGUUAACAGCUACUUUGUUUGGUUCAAUUGUUGCUCGUAACCAUUCCAUCCCAGUGAGGUUCUUCACACCAUUGAUCUUCGGUGGUGUGGCCCUGAACUAUACAUUGCCCCAAACGUACAGAAACGUUGCCAACGGUUUCCAGAGCGUCGGUCUCGGAAUCGAAAACAAAUACUUCCCAGAAUUUAGCAAAACCAGAGAAGAGAGUGUUGCUCAAAUUUCGGAGCUCAAAAAUUCACUAGAAAAUGUGCAAAAGGACGCCUGGAACGGAUUGGUUGAAAUUGUUGCUGAUACCAGAAAAUCUGUUUGCGACCUCGUUGGAAAGAAGGAUUGAUUCACUCACAAACGACUUUUAUUUAUUUGCUUAUUUAUUUUCAUUUUGAUAGUUUGCCUCUCUAUUUGUAAUUAAUUUAUGAUAGAAUCUAUAGAAACAAAAACAAAAAAUGAG
This is a messenger RNA of Pichia membranifaciens NRRL Y-2026, 917 nucleotides long. RefSeq lists its product as hypothetical. The transcript has a single exon. Bases 138 to 803 code for a protein of 221 amino acids. Gene Ontology annotation, biological process: cristae formation. Gene Ontology annotation, cellular component: MICOS complex; mitochondrial crista junction. The record is from RefSeq and is a predicted model, not a curated record. Lineage: Eukaryota; Fungi; Ascomycota; Pichiomycetes; Pichiales; Pichiaceae.